This is a messenger RNA of Solea senegalensis (Senegalese sole), 2345 nucleotides long. RefSeq names its product SNARE_SNAP25N and SNARE_SNAP23C domain-containing protein. Gene Ontology annotation, biological process: exocytosis; synaptic vesicle fusion to presynaptic active zone membrane; synaptic vesicle priming. Lineage: Eukaryota; Metazoa; Chordata; Actinopteri; Pleuronectiformes; Soleidae. The transcript is spliced from 8 exons. Bases 205 to 843 code for a protein of 212 amino acids. Gene Ontology annotation, cellular component: SNARE complex; plasma membrane. The record is from RefSeq and is a predicted model, not a curated record. Gene Ontology annotation, molecular function: syntaxin-1 binding; voltage-gated potassium channel activity; SNAP receptor activity.
GGAGGAUGCUGCUGAGCGGUGAUAACGGCGGAGGCAAGAAGUUAGUGACGCAAACUGCGGAUGGAUUAAUGACGCAAAGAAGACACAAGAGUGGAAAUCUGAAGAAGGAACUGAUGAAAGGUGCCAAAACCAACUGAUGCUGCAGACUAAUCUGGAAUCUGGAGACACAUACACACAGAGAGAGAGAGAGAGAGAGCGAGCGACAUGGCGUCAGACAUCCCCGUCCUGACAGAGCAGGAGGAGCUGCAGAGGAGAGCCAAUCAGGUCACAGAUGAGUCCCUGGAAAGCACAAGACGGAUGAUGCAGCUGGUGGAGGAGAGUAAAGAUGCUGGAAUCAGAGCCUUGGUGAUGCUGGAUGAACAAGGAGAGCAGCUGGAGCGUGUUGAGGAAGGCAUGGACACCAUCAACAGGGACAUGAGAGAGGCAGAGAAGAACCUGACAGACAUGGCCCAGUGCUGUGGUCUGUGUGUCUGGCCAAUCAGGAAACUCAAGGCCUUUGAGGAGAGCGGGGCCUAUAAGGCAGUUUGGGGCGGAGCCUCCGGUCAGGACGGCAUCGUGUCCAAUCAGCCGCCUUCAUCGAGAGUCGUCGAUGAGCGAGAGCAAAUGAUAAUGAGCGGAGGAUACAUACGGAGGGUGACCGAUGACGCCCGCGAGGACGAGAUGGAGGAGAACCUGGCUCAUGUCGGCAGCAUCGUUGGAAACCUGAAGAGCAUGGCUCUGGACAUGGGCAAUGAGAUUCUCCUGCAGAAUGACCAGAUUGACCGCAUUCAGGGGAAGGCCAUCCUCAAUGUGUCCCGCAUCGACGCCGCCAACCAGAAAGCGAAUAAUCUCAUGAAACGAUAGAUGGAGCCCGCACUCAUUUCACUCAUUUCCUCACAGAUUCAUCCUGCUGCACCCACACUUGUUUUUUGCAUGCUGUGCCAAUGAUGACACAUAUGCUUCCAAUAUUGUUGCUGCCAUGAUAGAUUAGGGACUAAGUCUAAGUCUGUUGUUUGUCUAAGUGAUGGAGGUGUCAGUGGAUCAACAACUCCUGUGUGCUGUGAUGUAAAAUCACACAUUGUCUCUAAGGACUUUGGUUCGGGAGUGAAAGCAACACAAACCCCAUGAAUAUUUUAUGUCCAUUAUACGUUUUUGCCUAGAAGAAUUAAUAAAUUCUCUCAUCAACAGUAAGGAAUCGACAUAAAAUAAUAUGAAAAAUCUCUAAAUCAAGCCACAUCUGUCAAAUCAGUUAGGGUUGAGGGCCUAAGGUUGUAGGGAGAACACUGGGAAUGGGCCAUAGUUUUGUUGGGAUACUGUUCAUGUCUCUCUGAAGUGUGAUUUGGGAUUAUUCAGUAGCGGAUUUUACGACAAGUUAAUUUUUUUUGCUUCACUAAACAUAUCGCCUUCCUUUUGGUGGCCUCUGUCUGCGCUCACUUAGCUCAGAGGUAGAAGGCGUAAUGAUCCCUGUGGGGAAAGUGGGUUACUGCAGCAGCAGGAGCUCCUCAGUCACCAUCACCACCAACUGCAGCAGCAGAGAGCACAAUCACAGAAAUGUGUAAGAUCAAGAACUGAUUUUACAAUGUGGGGAGUAACCACAGCGAGAGAGAGAGAGAGCACAUCUAUAGGACCUAUAGGAUACGUAAAUUUGGCCUUUUUCUUCUUUUGAGUGAAAUGAGGAAUACAUCUGUUUCUAUAGACUAUAUAUCCACAUGUCUUUACUUAUAAAUAAAUCCUACACAGCUACCAGGAAGCAGUUUGUUUCACAGUGUCAAUCCAAAUGGAGAACACCCUCCCCUCCCCCUCUUCCUGGACUCUCAAAUGUUCCACUGUGCUUGAAACACGUGCAUGGUGCUGCCCUCUGCAGGCGCUGCCGGGUAAUGCCAGGGAGCACAAAAACACGCAUUGGUCACCUUAGAGCCAGAUCUCUGGCGACACCAAGCGGACAAAGGUGAAACCUGCGCUUCCUGAUCUCUUCAUCUGCUCUUCUCAGAUAAAGUGAUGGUGAAAUGACGGCGUCAUGGUGUUCAUCUUUUUAUUUUCCCUGAUCUCACUUCACCGCGUGGAAACAUGUGUUGCCAUGGCUUUUGUUGAUACUGUUAAAACUCGCGUGACUCACAAGCUCUGUUGGGAAUUCAUUUUGUUUUACUUUGUGCCAUAAUGUUGUAGGUCAGUUGUGAAUUAUGCAGACAACCAUAUGCUAAUGUUUGUGUGUUUUUUUGUAAUAAAUAAUAAAUGAAAUUCAGCAGGUGACCCAUGUUGACCCUGAAGAGGCCUCCACGUUUGAACUAGUGGUUGCGUGCAAUGAGCGUGUUUACAAGUGUUUGUGAUGAUUAAAUAUGAAAAUCACGCAUAAGAUUGCGCACAUA